Molecule: messenger RNA, 2630 nt
Organism: Marchantia polymorpha subsp. ruderalis
Lineage: Eukaryota; Viridiplantae; Streptophyta; Marchantiopsida; Marchantiales; Marchantiaceae
Source: the annotation of a GenBank genome assembly
CGAGGGGGACCAUGGGGGAUUGCCGAUGGAGUGAGGGGCUGGGGAUUCCGAGCGAAGGCUGCGCCAUGAAUCGAGCGCGAGCGGGAGAAAAAAGGUGCCCAGAAUUACGAAUUGGCGAGCGAGCGAGAGCGAUAAUAAUGUCCAGCUCUCGCGCAGAGACGCUCGCAAGGGAGCUCCUUGAAGGUGUCUGGAUGCGAGGUGCGAUGGCGUGCUGGGGCCCAGCCGCAUGACGCGAAGACGUGCGCGACAUCUCCUGACAUCCGCCAUGAAAUUGCCAUGACCGGUUUGGCAGCUCUCGUGGCUCCAUCGUCACAAGGGCGGGCGAGCGAGGGAGAGCGAGGGCGCCAACUCAACCUUUGAGGGCGAUUUCGAACUUCGCAGUCUCGAAUGCGGGUCAAAUUGGCCCUUUGUGCGUCCCGCAGCAUGCAUCCAUCCGUCCGUGUCUAUGAUCCACUGCAGACUCCGCUCACUGGUCUCUCCUCUCCUCUCCUCUCCUCCGACCUCGUAGGUCCCACUCGAGCCCUAAAUUGUUCCCCACAACUGGCACCCCAAGUCUGGAGGCCUUUCUUGUCACUGUGCUGUUCUCCGUGGAACAGCUCGGGAGUUGACCAUCGAUCGGUUUCUCUUCUCUGUUCCCAUCAGUCUCCCUCUGCCAGGCAGAACGGCAUCUACCGUAAUUUCUCCUGACCUCAUCGACCUCCACCACACGUUGUCGUUUCCUCCUUGCAAUCUCUGCUCUGCUCUGCUCUCCUCAUACAAUCCGCAGAGAAACGGACGACGUCGUUAGUAGUUGAACAAGCGACUGUGACAAUUGGUUGAAUUUGAAGUACGUGACCGUAACCGUGACCCAGGAGGGUCCCGUGGUGGUCUCCAAGGCAGAGCCACUGGAUAACUCCUAGGGUUAGGGUCAGGAGGAGUUGCAAGUGCUUCUGGGGAAGCGACCAGAGGUCAUCAGCAGCACAUCCUCAUACAGGACCUGGCGAUCUAUGUUCAAAUCUGGGGCAUUAAAGGUGAAGGGCCACCUUGCCUGCUUCCCGAAAGAAAGGAAAAAAAUGCUGACUGACUGUCACUGACGAGACGAAAGCUGUUAGCUGACAAAGUCGGAAUGGUUAAUGUCAUGUCUCCCCACAGAAGGAACUUUGUGCUCUAGGCUUCCUGCUCGCUAAAUGGUCGCACCAGUCCGCUGGCCUCCAGCCGAGACAGAGUUCUGUUGAGAAGAAGAGGGGCGUGCAAGCGUUCUACGAUCGGGGGAUUCUCCUUGAUUGAAGGAUUUUUUUCUCUUCCACUGUUGCCAUUUUGUCAACAUGCGCUACAGCCAAGGGUCGCGUGCUUUCAAAUGCCGCUCCCCCGCUCGGUUUGGAAUUCCUGUGAUGAUCCUUCAAACCAGCCAAAGAAGACUUCGUAGAAUUUUGUCUCGCAACAGUCUAAAAUCGUUUCAGUUUUGAGCGGCGGCAUCUGAUAGGAUCAAAGAUGCCGUCUCUUCUUGUUCAGCCACAAAUCGGAGCUUACUGAAAAAGAUUCUGGGGUUUUAUGGCACCCGUGAACCAUGCUGGAGCUCUUGGCGCCUCUACCGAAGAGGAGCCCUCCAGCCGAUGCAGCCGAGCGCGCAUGGACGCUGUGCAGGCGGAUGGCUGCGAAGUGUACUGUCUCUCGGGAUGACCUCGGUUACGUAAUCGUUAGCCAGAUUGACGACACUUCUGACAGUCCAGGGUCCGGAGUUUAAGGUCGUGCCUGGAAUUUGAACUGGUACCGUGUUUGGGCGACAAUCCCGAACUUCUACCUUCAUUUAGACCCUGCUGAAGGACAAAUUAGUGCAGUCAUCUCAUUAUCUUCAACAAAUUGCGGACUGUCCGCGAGGUAUACUUCAGUAUAUCUCAACGGGGCUUGCUGCUAUCAACUUAUUUGAUGUGCCUCACGAUCAAUAUUUCGGAAACUGCAUCGAGUAAAUUCUGGAAGCAUCUCUUCGAACUUUUCCUUCGUCACUUCAUAUCUUGUAACAGAAGUUUUACAUAUCUUCUAUAUAUGAUCAUGUAAUUCAUAGCACGAGCAAGCCGAAUCCUGAUCAUGUUAUUCCUAUAAGCAGUCCUGCAGAAAGAGGACAUUUCCGAAAGAGGUAUUGUCAGGAGUAAGAGAGGAGGUAGCAAAAUGGGUGGGAAGACGCCUUCUGGUCUCACAUGGAUGAGAACAAGCGGAGAAUAUGUGAUGCUAAUAGCAUCAUACAAGGAAAAUACGAUACCAAGGAUAACUCAUUCGAGAGAUCUUGUCUCACGAUUCAUUAUUAGAAAAGUACGUAUAUUUCAGCAAUGAAUAUUAAUGGAUUCAAAAUAACAUAUACUUCUCAUAUAUCUAUGCAUCAUGAGUGUGGAUCGUAAGUUUGAUCCACAUGUUUAAUCUACACUUGGCUUGUACGAAGGAGAAGAUGGGACAUAGAGUCGAAUGGCAAAACAGAUUCAUAACAGAGUGAGGAAUGAGAUAACGCCGAGGUCGCAAGAAUAGAGAAAAGUCAAUUAAAAUGCGGAGAACAAUAAAUAAACAUGGUAAAUUAAGUGGAGUUGCACAUGAGAAAAGGUGUAGAUUCCCAAGAAAAAUUGCAGCACUCAAAAGGCAAAUCAAGUAAAACAUAUACAUGA